Messenger RNA from Triplophysa rosa, 1773 nucleotides. RefSeq names its product transmembrane p24 trafficking protein 3 (gene tmed3). Lineage: Eukaryota; Metazoa; Chordata; Actinopteri; Cypriniformes; Nemacheilidae. The record is from RefSeq and is a predicted model, not a curated record. Gene Ontology annotation, biological process: Golgi organization; intracellular protein transport; endoplasmic reticulum to Golgi vesicle-mediated transport. Gene Ontology annotation, cellular component: COPII-coated ER to Golgi transport vesicle; Golgi apparatus; endoplasmic reticulum-Golgi intermediate compartment. The transcript is spliced from 3 exons. Bases 130 to 753 code for a protein of 207 amino acids.
CCACGUCAGUGGUGUUUCUUGUCAAGCUGAAAAGUUAGAUGAUGCUUUCUUGAGACACGUAAACUUUAACUCAAUGGAAUAGUAUAUCUGUUCAUUUUUAGGAAUUAUUAAAACUGUCACUUUAACAGCAUGAUGCACGUUUCGCUGUUAAUGUUGGCAGUGUACGUAGCGUAUAUAAACGCCACCGAAUUAACAUUUGAAUUGGCUGAUAAUGAGAAACAAUGUUUUUACGAGGACCUGCAGCAAGGAGAGAAGUUUGACAUAGACUUUCAGGUCAUUGCUGGGGGGAACUAUGAUGUUGACUGUUUUGUGACAGAUCCACUGAAUAAUGUGCUGUAUCAGGAACGAAAGAAGCAAUAUGAUAGCUUUUCCCAUACAACAGCCAUGAAAGGGGUGUACAAGGUCUGCUUUAGCAAUGAGUUCUCAACCUUCUCUCACAAAACCAUUUACCUGGACUUUAGAGCAGGAGAGGAGAGACCAUUGCUGCCCGAUAUGAACAGAGCAACAGCUCUUACACAGAUGGAGUCAGCCUGCAUGUCUGUCCAUGAGAUUCUGAAGGUGGUUUCAGACUCUCAGACUUGGUAUCGUCUCCGAGAGGCUCAAGACCGAACCAGAGCAGAAGACCUGAACGUGCGAGUAUUCUAUUGGUCUAUUGGAGAGGCCAUCAUCCUGUUUGUUGUCAGUAUUGGCCAGGUGCUAAUGCUUAAGAGUUUUUUCAAUGAGAAGAAAACAAAAGUUGCCACCAGCACAUAGAACCUUUAUUUACUUGUGUGCCUUUAUAUCUCCCUGAAGAUAAUCAGCCUUUUAUCAGGUUUUUGCAGUUAGAACAGGCUCGACUGUGCCUGUAGUCAACCAGAAAUGACCUCUUUUACAAACGAAAUGCCUUAAUUGCAGAGUUAUGUACGAAAUGGUGUGCAUAGUUGAACAUUUCUGUGUAGUAAAAUUAAAUUGGUUUCUGCGUCGAAGUCUUGCUAAAAAUGUUACAGUAAUGGAACUGGAAUGAAAAUAAACGUAUUUAUUUAGAUUUGUUUGGAAGGGGGGUGUACCAGUAGUUUUUAAAUCAAUUUAUUUUGUGAAAAAAAUCUAAUUUUGAUAUUUUGGUAGGUUUGGCUGUAGCUAUAUGACAAUACACUUUUAAGAUUACAUGUUCAAGAUUAUUUUCUUAUACUAUCGGGCUAAUAUAUCCAUCCAUUAGUCCAUCAGGGGCCAGUUGCAUAAAAUGCUUAGACUAGUCAUAAAAGUUAGUCAUCAAAUUUUUGGUCAUAACUUCUACAAAUCUGUUACAUAAAAAGUAGAAUAAUCUAAUUAAAAUCUGAAAAGUAAGAUUUAUUAGUCCUAACUAAUUGCUAGUUAGUGCGAUUAGUUGUUCAGAAGCAGUCUUAACUUAGCGGCUAAGUUUAUGCAACUGGCCCCAGGUUUACUAUAAAUUGUUUAUUAAAAUGUAAGAUUUACCUUUUUAAACACUGUGUAACAGUUUGUAUUGUUUUGCCAGCUCUAAAUACAUGUGUGGAGUUUACAUCAUGUUUGUUAUGUUUCCUGACACUAAUCAAAUGUCAGCUAAAUGUGCAAUUUGACACUGUUUUUCUAAAUAUAUUACCCAUCAGACUGCAUCAGUACUCUGUUUUUGUGCAGUGAGUCACCAAUGUUCACAGUUUUAGAUAUCUGUUACAAAAUGUGUCCCUUUUGCAGUUUUGCAUACUGCACCAUAAAAACGUGCAAGGAGAUUAAUUUGUGAUUUUGAUUGAUUUGAAUUAAAUAUAUUCUAUUGAGGUG